AUGGAGAAUAUCAAGGCUAAAAUAUCAGAGCUCAAAGCUAUUACAAUUAAAGGAAAGUAUGCUCUGUGGAACAGAGAGAUUGCACACCUAGAUAAAAUUAAGCGAAAUAUCAGCAGAGAAUGGCGUAAAGCAAGGAAAAACGCAGCAGAGGAUGCUGAGGAACUAUUCCUGAAGUUCAGAGAAGCUCAGAGAGAGCUCUCGGAGAAAAUCAGUUUGGAAAUAGCUGCGGAGGACAGGAAAAUGUAUGAUUACAUAGUCCGAUGUCCACGAAAUCUUAGAGCUAAGCGUUUCUGGAACUAUGUCAGGGAGUCCGACAUGGUGACAAAAAAAGAACUUACUACCAAAGACAAGAAUGGCCUUGAAGUCAGAGCCAGCAAAAUCCGAAGUCAUUUGACCGAGACGAUCGAAGAUCUUCUAGACGGACAAAAAACAGAAGCAGUCAAUGAGGGUGGAUACAAACUGUCCCAUCCUAUUAAAAACUUCGCGAUAUCCUACGAAGAUGUCAGGGGAGCUCUAGAAAGAGUGUCUCUCCACUCCUCGGCAGGACUAGAUGGGAUCCAGGGGCGAAUACUCAAACAUCUAGGAGAUGAAGGCUGUGAAUAUCUAGCUCGAGUCUACGAUGCAAUCGUUAAGGGAGAGGCUUCCUUACCCCGUGAAUGGGCGGAGGCCAGGGUGGCUCUAAUUGAGAAACCCAAUAGUAAACAAGGGAUCCUACAUAUAAUUAUAAACAAGAAAAUCCAAAAAUGGAUAGUCAAACACAAAAUACUGGGAGAAAUGCAACAUGGGUACAGAGACAAGCGUAGAGGUGAUGAUUGCCUCUUCAUACUCACAAGCGCCAUAGAAAUUGCGAGAAUACAGAACAUAGGACUUCUAGCGACCUUCCUAGACUGCACUCGAGCAUACGACAAAGUUUGCCGAACAAAGCUCUGGGAAGUCCUGGAGAAACACGGACUGCGUCGGGAGGUCAUAGAACAAUUGAAGUUACUAUACAAAGAGAAUACAGUUAUUCUCAAAACAGAGAAAGGUGACGGACAGAGUCGCCACACCGACAUGGAAAAACUUCUCCAAAUCACGUCUACCUCCGCUGAGGAAAGAGGCCUCAUAUUCAAUCCCGCCAAAUCUGCGGUUUUAGAAUUCAAUCGGGUAGACGACACAACCGAUGAGAUCUCAUACAUUCAGGGUAAGAUAAUCCCGAAGGAAAGGACUUAUAAAUACUUGGGCAUACAUCUAAGCACAGACGCAAACUAUCUCGAGGACCAGGAAAAAAUCUGGAAGGAGAGAACGCGCAAGGCGCUUUAUCAACUACAUGCUAAAGUGCUGUGGAAAUUCAAUCAUUUUGAAACGACGAAAAUACAGUGGAGAGCCACACGCGUUCCAGCGCUAACGUACACGUAA
This is a messenger RNA of Galendromus occidentalis (western predatory mite), 1395 nucleotides long. RefSeq lists its product as uncharacterized. The record is from RefSeq and is a predicted model, not a curated record. Bases 1 to 1395 code for a protein of 464 amino acids. The transcript has 3 exons. NCBI's taxonomy places the organism in Eukaryota, Metazoa, Arthropoda, Arachnida, Mesostigmata, Phytoseiidae.